AUGUCUAAUGGCAUAGUUUUCUCUUUCUCUACCACUUUUGUCUGCGCUAUUAGAUCAGAAUAUAUAGACCUGGGUGGCCACGGCAUGGCUUUCAUUGUUGUUCCAACAAGAGGCCUUCCCGGAGCUCUUCCAAGCCAGUACCUUGGCCUUUUCAGUGAGACCAACAACGGCAAUGCCAACAAUCAUGUUUUUGCUGUAGAGCUCGACACCAUCCAGAGCAAAGAGUUUAAUGACAUCAAUGAUGACCAUGUUGGGAUCGAUAUAAAAGUUUGA
Messenger RNA from Prunus armeniaca (apricot), 273 nucleotides. The record is from the annotation of a GenBank genome assembly. Lineage: Eukaryota; Viridiplantae; Streptophyta; Magnoliopsida; Rosales; Rosaceae.